CAGGUACAAACACAUCACACGAUCAUGUCUUACCAUCAGCAGAAGCAGCCCAAUAUCAUUCCUCCUCAGCUUCAGGACCAGCAGGUGAAACAGCCCAGCCAACCACCUCCCCAGGAGAUAUACCGUCCCAAGAACCCAGAACCAGGCCACACCAAGGUGCCACAGCCAUGCUAUCCUGAGGUUCCAGUGCCAUGCAAUCCUACGGUCCCAGGGACAGGCACCACCAAGGUGCCAGAGCCAUACUACCCUGAGGUCUCAGUGCCAUGCAAUCCUACGGUCCCAGGGACAGGCACCACCAAGUUUCCAGAGCCCUGUCCCAACGUGGUUAUUCCACCCAUUGCUCAAGACAAGUACCCACAGGUCCCUAAGACCAAACAGAAGUAA
Messenger RNA from Trichosurus vulpecula (common brushtail), 384 nucleotides. RefSeq names its product cornifin-like. The record is from RefSeq and is a predicted model, not a curated record. Bases 25 to 384 code for a protein of 119 amino acids. Lineage: Eukaryota; Metazoa; Chordata; Mammalia; Diprotodontia; Phalangeridae. The transcript has a single exon.